Molecule: messenger RNA, 6113 nt
Organism: Gasterosteus aculeatus aculeatus (three-spined stickleback)
Lineage: Eukaryota; Metazoa; Chordata; Actinopteri; Perciformes; Gasterosteidae
Source: RefSeq, a predicted model, not a curated record
UGGAAGAACGUGUGGGCGUGUUCGCAGCCGUCCUCAUUACGUUCGCCCCCUCGUCCCCUCCGCCAGCGAGCCGUCGGUCAUAGCUGGAAAAAUGGCGGCCGGUUCAGGGGCCGCGAGCGGGCACGCAGCCCGCAACGCCAGCGUCGGCCUGGAAGCGUCUUUAGACCGACGUUUUCAAGGAGUGUCCAACACCAUGGAAUCCAUACAGGGACUAGCGAACUGGUGCAUUGAAAACAAAAAGCACCACGGCCUAAUCGUCCGCCACUGGAUGAAGUGCCUCAAGAAAUCUGACAACAAUCACCGCUUGAAUCUCUUUUACGUCGCCAACGAUGUCAUACAGAACUGCAAGAGAAAGAACGCCAUCGUCUUUCGUUCAGCGUUUGCUGAAGUCCUUCCUAAUGCGGCCCAGUUUAUCAGAGACGGGAAAGUCCGCAAGUCAGUGGAAAGGAUUUUCACAAUUUGGGAGGAGAGGAGCGUGUAUCCCGAGGAGGUCAUUUCUCAGUUUAAAGCUGGCAUCAACAAAAAGGAAAAGGAGCGAGAGAAGCAGAAAGAAAGGGAGAAGCAGAAGGAAAAGCAGAAAGAAAAGGAAAAGCAGAAGGAGAAGCAGAAAGAAAAGGAGACUCUCCCGGCGACCGCCCCAGCCAGCACCAAAGCUGCCCUCAAGUCUAAGAUAGUUGCAGAGUUCACUCCCAACUCGCUCAUUGAGCAGUUGUCGAGAUACAAGCAGGCAGUCGCAGAAGAGGAGUUGAGGGAGAAGCAGCUGGAAGCUCUCAGGGUGGAUGUCUGCAGCACGGAGGCUCUUAAGAGACUCAAAGACAAGGCGGAAGGGAACAAGUUUGCAAAGGACUUUGAGGAUGGCAGUCUGAAGCUGCAGGAGCUUGUCGUCUUCAUGGAGAAAGAGUUGAAAACGGGGCCUCCCCUGCUGGAAGCUUUGGGAAACGCUGACAUUUUCUACGAGAUGCAGUACAAGGAGGUUAAAAUCGUGGCAAAUGCGUACAACGCCUUCGCCAACCGUGUGGCCAGCCUCAAAAGAAAAUUAGAUUCCCUAAAGUCGACUCUACCCGGACCCGAGGACUCUCCCAUUCCCUCACCCUCCGAAGACGCCCCCUCCCCCACCGGCUCCGACUCCCCCUACCUGGGGCCCAGUAGAGCCCAGGUGGAUCCAGAGCUGGACGGCAAGGCCAUGGAUGAAGCCGAUGUGCCCAGUGACAACAGACACACGGAGGACAUGGACAUGUCCGAUGAAGAGGCCGGCGCUGCCACCGCAGGGGCAGAUGACAUGAAGGACAAGACGCCCACUGCUGUCGCCAAGUCCGACGUGGCGUUAAAGGCUCCCACCACGCCUACGAAAGCCCCUAAGCCCAACGCCACGGCGACGCCAGUGACGCCCACCCCUCCGGCGGCUCAAAGCACCCUGGCUGGCCCGAAGGGCGUGAAUCUGGAGAAGGUGGACCUGGGAAAGAUCAGCUCCAUUCUCAGCUCGCUCACAACUGCCAUGAAGAACACAGCAGCCACCCCGUCUCCUCGGCCGUCCCCGGGAACCCCCACCACUCCAUCUGGCCAAGCAGCAGCAGCAGCUACUACUUCAAGCCCUCACUUGGCAAACUUCUUGUCCCGUGUGGAUAUCACACCCGAGGGCAUUCUGAAUGCUUUGUCCAAAACAAACACACCAGUUCUAUCUUCUCUCCUGCAGAGUGUAACCAACGCCAACUCUGCUCCUCCCACUCGAACCUCCCCAGAAUCCUCAGCCGUUAAAACCCCGCUCACCCCAACCACCCCAAAAACCAAACCCCCUUUGGGGCUCAGCCUGAAACGGGACACACCAGGAAGAACAAGAGACUGGGAGAAAGGGAGGCAGCUGUCCCCUCCUCCUCCUCCUCCUCCACCGCCUCCUCCUCCUCGCAUGUCUGCUCCCUCUGUUUCUUCCCCCAGCCUAGAGUCCAAAAUCAACAGUUUCCUGCAGGGUAAUCCGGGCUUUAGUCUGGCUCUGGGUGACGUCAGUCCCGAUGGGGUGGAUGGGACCCCAGUGAGAGACGAAGCUGCCGGCACCCCCACCCAGGACGAGAUCAUGGACACACCUGGGAGUGUGCCAGAGUCUUUAGGGUCUUCCGGAGGUCAUAACCUCUCGCCCACCGCCUACCGCAGUGAACCCUGGGAUGCUGUGAUCACCCCGUCGGGAAGCGGCAGCAAUGGAGACUUGCGGAGCUCCUCCGCCUCUUCGCGGUAUGGAGCAGGAAAAAAGACUGGCACAAAAUCGAAGGACGAUGAGGGGACGAAUGUGAGGAAGCAGGUAUCCUCGUCUCCUAGUGGCGACAUGAAGGGCAAGAAAGGACAGCACGGUCAGUCAAGAAUGAUGGGCAACAGCAGAGGAAUCGGAGAAAGAAGAGCGUCCGCGGGCUCUCGUAAGGCCAGCAGUGGCUCCGAUGACGGAGGUCUGAGUGGGAAAAGGGAGGGGAAAGCUGAACAGGCUGCGGGUGGGGAUGAACGGGACGGACUGUACCACCGCAUUGAGACACUAGUGUCUCCUUACACCGAAGGGGCACCCAUCCAGACUCUAGGCUACUCGAACCGCCCACUCGCCGGAGAGCGCAUCAAGACGGUAGAGAGCAUCCGCGUGAUUGGCCGAGGUUCACGCCGAGGGGGCGGGGCCGGCAGUCGGCCGGGGGGAGCGAUGUGGUACGAAGAGGAGGAAUACAUGGAAGCUCAGCCUCCAUCAACCCACGCUAUCCCCUCUCCUCUAAACAUUGGCAACAAGGACAUGUCCCCGUCCAUGUCUCUGCCUCCCCCGCAUCUCCUCCUUCCACAUCUCCACCCUCCUCCGCCCCAUCCCCACGCACACCCUCCGCCCCAAUCCCCUUUCCAAAUGCCCUACCACACGGAUAACGUCCAAACUCCUCCCCCAUCACUCCUCCACCAGCAUCCUCCUCCUCCCUCCCAUUUCUUUGGCCCUCCCCCACCCAUCCCGAGACCUCCACCUCCUCCAGGUCCCCAGCGUCCUUCCCCUCCACCCACUCACCAUUCGGUGCCCAGUGCCGUCAUGGUUGGGGGGGUGUUGGUCCCUGUCGAUCGACCCCUUUUGCAUCCUCUCUCCCUUAGACUUGAGGGUGUAGAUCGCAGCAGAGGAGGGCCCAGAGGAAGUAAAAUGGGCCCUCCACCCCUCAUGGGGUCGUUGCUAGGCGAGCCCCCUAGGUUCCCCCGUCCUGGCACAGUUAAAGAACCUUUCGUCCCCCGCCACGCGCUCCCUCACCACCGCCCAGGUACUCCUGGUGUUCCCCUACCCUUGCUGGGCAGAGUGAAGGAGCCUCUAAAUCUGCCUCUUCUGCCCCGGUCUCCAACACCCUCCACGCCCUCCCCCUCCACGCCCAACUCCCCCGCGAUCGACGCUCUCCCCGCCAAGUCCGCUUCCCUCCAAAAGCCCCCCCCAAGUCCUCCGGCUCAGCCACGCGAUCAAACCUCUCACCCCGUUCCCUUACUCAACUUGCCCAGCCCUCGGCCCCCCAUCCUCUCCGGCCCACAGAGACCUCUGCUGCGGGGCCGAACGCCCUCUCAGCAGUUUAACCAAGAACGACCCAUGGGGGGAUUCCGUGGGGGCAAGCGGUCCGGUCCUCCGUUCACAGGUGGCCCCUUCGCGUCGCAGAAGAGACCCUUCCUGCCCCCGCGCUACUGAAGUGGUCGUCUAACACAUGCUGAAUGAGAAGUUCAAGCGCCCCUCUCUGAAGUGCAGAGUGUGUGUUAGCCCUGCUGGUAUGAGCCCAGAUAUCUUUUCUGUUCAUUGGUUUGAAUUAAAUCUAUUAUAGGUUGUGUGUAAAUAGUGGAUUUCAGCCAUCAUCAUCUUGCACAGUGCAGCGAUGGGGUUAUCAGUUAGUUGUGUAACAACCCUCAAUCUGUCCCAUUUUCUCAAACUUCUUUUCUAACUGUAGAAAAUUCAGAUUCAAUUAGAAAUGCCACUAUUCUUAAUUUAGAGGUGGACCAUUAGUGUGAAUGUUUGGUUUCUUAACUGAGAGCGAGAGCAGCGGAGUGAAGGAGUGGAGCGGCUCCCAGAGGAUACACAGGCAAGAAAUAAGCAAUAUUUUCACAUCUUGGGAAACUAGCUUAUUAGCUUUUUGUGUUUUGAGGAGAUGAAUACAAGUAUCAUACGUGUGCUAAAUAAGAAGCCACAGCCAGUUAGCUUAGCUAAGUAUUCAAGACAGGAAACGCCUCCACAGUUAACUUGUUAGCAUGUUAGCAUUGUUGUUUGAUCACCAUCACUAAGUGUAAAAAUGACACGUUAUACAGGAGAUGAUUAUUAUAUCAGGCAAAUGUAGCCCUCACAACUCCUCGAAGUAUCUUGUUAGCGUUACGCAGGACCAGGCUGCCAGCUGACCAUGUUAUAAUAAGCUAAAUGGUGUUUCCCCAUAUUUAACAGACCGAUAUAUCAUCUAACUGAAGAAAAUUCCACAAAUGUCAAAUUAUGCCUUUCAAAUUGUUAAAACUCCAAAGUGAUUUCUUGUGCGUGCGCGUGCGUUGUUACAUGGCAUUUCUCAUUUGAAGUGAUGAGUGUUGCAGCCGAGCUCAACGUCUUAUCUCCUGCUGUAAAUAAUGUUCUUCUCUUACACGACCAUUUUCAGGUUCCCAUCCCUCCCACUGUAUAUUUCUAAGCUUGUAAAUAUAAAAAUUGAGAGGAAACGGCUUUUUUCUUCUCCCCCCCUCCAAGCUCUCGUUUGUCUUAAUGAGGACAAACGUCGUUAAUCAAGCACUCGUCUUUACUGCGAUUGAGGCCUCGGAAAAGCUUUAGUUCCAGAAGAAUUUCUCUGCCGUGUCUGUCGCACCUUUCUGUCCUCCUUUUGAAGUCGCCACGCUGAAGAGGAGGUUGAAGAUCAUUCUGUAUUCUUAUUUCCAACAUAAAUGUCUGCCUGUGCGUGCUUCCACUUACACUGAAUCGUGAAGGUUCUCAGUAGUGGGAAGGGGAUGGGGGGGUGUUUUUAAUAGGCUUCAACAUGUACUGACUUGAAUAAAAUCCAGUUUCAAUACAGCUGGGGGGAGGAGAGGGGGGAGGGGGGGUGAAGAGGCAUUUUAUUUGGUCACUAAGUAUCACUUGAAUUGCGCUGUUACACAGCUGCCAUUUUCAUUAUGCAUUAACAUUUUAAUGCCUUUUUUUUCCGCUGCCUUUUUAUGAGAGACAGAAUUGGCAAUUUCCCAUUUGCAGCAGCAAUCACAUGGUAUCUGGGACGGGUGGGGGGGCAGAAAGCGAUUGAGCUAAUAAGGAUUUUUUUUAAACGGGUUUAUUUUAAUACCCUAGCUGUAGUUGGCCUCUUUUUCUUUUUUGCUUACCUCAUGCUUUUCCCUUCAAACCUGCGUGUUUACUUUUUGCUCACAUGGCUUCACUUAAAAAAACAAGAAAGGGUCAGCACAAUGGCAGCAAUCCUCCAUGUUGUGCAGGUAUUAAUGCCGUGGUGUUUCCCUUCCUCCCGCAUGUGGUCAGCCCACGCGGUGCACGGCGGGCGUAGCUGCUCAAACCCUCGUGUCUCUUGUGCUUAUCUGAUCAGUGUUGGUUUGUCUUCUGUGCUUACAGCUACAUCAAGAUGCACCUGCAAACGUUCCCGCAUAAAGUUUGAUACAUUGUUAAAAUGUAACCACACAGAGUGUGUCUCACUACAGUGUUUGGCCGUUCAUCCGAGCGCUGGUGUUUUACUUAAUGUUAUACGAGUCUGUUACCACCUUCUGUAAACUGUAUACCUUUUUUUUUUUUUUUUACUUUUUUUUUUUUUUAUCUGAUCACUCGCUGAAACCGCUAAAUAUCGACUCAGACCAGUUUGGUGUGUCCACUUUUCACAGUGAAAGCUAGAUUUACUGUUUAUAUAAAAAAGACUACCUGCUUACAGAGCACUCAUCAAGUUCUACAUUUCAAGUGUCCCUAUAAAUAACCUCUUCUCCAUUUCCUCCUUGACAAAUUGAGUUUGAAAUUGAUUGAAGAUGUGACAAAGCUGAUGGUCUGUGUAUAUAUGAGAAGUUUAACUGCUGUUCUCAUCAAUGAUGCUAUACCCCAGAUCUUUGAGUGUCCAAUCCUUUCUGGUGUGAUAAACAUGCACUCAUUCUGUUAUCGUCACAGUGAAUAUAUGCAUUAUUUAACCGUC